This is a messenger RNA of Mauremys reevesii (Reeves's turtle), 2318 nucleotides long. RefSeq names its product HIRA interacting protein 3 (gene HIRIP3). NCBI's taxonomy places the organism in Eukaryota, Metazoa, Chordata, Testudines, Geoemydidae. Gene Ontology annotation, cellular component: nucleus. Bases 92 to 1858 code for a protein of 588 amino acids. The record is from RefSeq and is a predicted model, not a curated record. The transcript has 7 exons.
UGGCCCGUUCCCGGGCAGCGCCACACCUCCCAUCGGCCUCGCGCUACGGUGGCCGUACCGGCUCAGGAGGCGGGAAAGACGCAGCGGGGCGAUGGCUGCGGAGCAGGAGAUGCGGGACUUCACUCGCGGGCUCUUCCAGGGCAGCCCGGACCUCAGGGUGCUGACGCUGGCCAUGGUGCGGAGGAAGUAUCUGGCGCACGUGGGCCGGGAGAGCCUGGGGCGGGAGGAGAAGGAGCUGCUCAAGGAGCUGGUGAAGGAGGAACUGCUGAGAAUGCAGCUGGAUGAUUCCAGUUCCGAAGGGGGGUCCCCGAGCCCCAAGAGCCCCUGGGAGGCUCCUCAAGCCGAGGCUCAGAAGCGACCCCACAGCAGCUCCGAGUCGUCAGGGGGCCCCGAGGACACGGCGAGAAAGAAGCACCGACUGGAUCAGGGUUCUGAGGCCAGUUCUGACGGGGAGGAUUCUGGGAUUGAUUCGAGGAAGCCAAAACCGGCUCCUGCCGAGGAGGAUGCUGGGAAAUCCAAGCCCAUGGGAUCGUGUGAGGACGAGGGGGACUCUGGAGCAGAGGACACACCUGACCGGGGUGGCACCAGCAGAGAGAGUGACUCUGAAUGGGCAGCCAGGAAGGAGGGAAGGAGGGGAGCCGAGGCGCAGGAGCAGCUGGGGAAGAAGCGAGCGAGAGAGGCAGAGCGGAGGGGUGACUGUGGGGAGCAGAAGGGGAAAGCAAAUGGGGGGAUCACAGCUCAGACGCAGGAGGAAUCGGGGAGCGAAUGGCCAGUGGAGGGAGAGGAGUGUAAGCGGCAGAAGCAGACAGGGAAGAGCAAGCGGAGGAGGGAUCGUGAGGAGGAGGAGGGGGACAGCGAGAAAAAGGCUCGGGGGGAGGAAGGGGGGAGCGCCGCCCAGGUGGAUGAGAAGGGGCAGGGCAGAAAAGGGGCAGGGCAGAAGGGAGGCAGGAAGGCAGGGAGAUGGAGUGACAGUGAGGAGGAAGAGAACAAGGAGAAGGUAAAGGCUCAGAGAGAGGAGGAAUCGGGGAGCGAGGCAGAGGAGGGUAGGAGCCGGAGGCCGGGAAUGAAGAAGGUGGAGCGGAGGAGUGACAGCGAGGCCGAGGAAGUGGGCAGCAGGAAGAAGAGGACGAAGGCCCAGAGUGAGGAGGAAUCGGGGAGCGAGGAAGAGGAGGGUGCGAGCAGGAAGGAGACGGGGAAGAAGGGAAGGAGGAAAGCCGAGCGGGGCAGCGAGAGCGAGGACGGGGGGAAGGGAAGGAGGAGGGGCAGCGAGGAGGAGGAGGGGGGGAAGGGAAGGAGGAAGGCCGAGCGGGGCAGCGAGAGUGAGGAGGGGGGGGGGAAGGUGCAGAGGGGCAGCUCCGCGACAGAUGAAGACUCUUCGUCAUCGUCCUCCGCGCAGGAUGAGAACAGCAGCCCCAACCCAGGCUCCCGGCGCAAGAAGGGAAAGGCGCCGGGCAGCGGGGGGGCCGGCCCGGCAGAGGAGCACCCGGCCGUGCGGCGGCUGAAGCGCUACAUCCUGGCGUGUGGGGUGCGGCGGAACUACAAGAAGCUGCUGGCCGGGUGUCGCUCCGUCAAGCAGCGGGUCAGGGUCCUGCGCCGGGAGCUGGAGGCCAUUGGGCUGCAGGGGAACCCCUCUCUGGAGCGGUGCCGGGCGCUGCGGCUGCGCCGGGAGGAGGCGGCCGAGGUGGCGGCGCUGGACGUGGGGAACAUCAUCGCCUCGGACGGCCGCCCCCGGCGCUGCAACAUCUGGAGCCUGUACAGCAAGCCCCCCGCUGCCCCCCCGGCCGCCCCCCCGGCCCGGCGCCCAGUGGACUGGUCCAGCCUCCGGGGCGUCGUCAGCAGUGACGGGGAGAGCGACUGAGGCUGGGGGGCAGCGCCUGGCAUAACCCCCCCCCGCCCUUCCCUGCUUGGGGGGCAGGUCGGGGAGUGACCCCACUGCAUGGGGCAGAUCCAUCUCCCCUUCCCCACUGGGGCUCCGGGGCUGAUUUAGGACAGAAUCCGGGGGGGGGGGGCUAACCUCGGAACCCCCCCGGUGUCCGGCACUUUCUGGGUGAUCCCACCUGUCACCCCAAAACUGGAGGUUGGGGGACCCCUGAGCCACUAGCAGGGGCCUCCCUGCAGAGCUGGGGCAGCAGCUCUCCGCCCCCAGCACACGCCCACGCUGGCCCCGCAGGUGGGGCAGGGGGCGGGAUGUCUCCUGGCUUGGGGGGCCCCAUCGUUCUACCCCGGGGGGCAGUUACCCCAUCCCAACCCCCCACUUGGAAAUGUCUCUGUUUUAUGCGUUUUUUAUAUUGUAAAAUAAAGUGAAUUUUGUUAUUUAA